Anisakis simplex (herring worm) is the source of this 996-nucleotide messenger RNA. The record is from the annotation of a GenBank genome assembly. NCBI's taxonomy places the organism in Eukaryota, Metazoa, Nematoda, Chromadorea, Rhabditida, Anisakidae.
GUAUUAGCUGAUAAGUUAUCGCAUGGUUCACCUCGGUUGUUAGUUGAAUGCAGCAAUUGCCUGUCGGCGAUAAGUGACGUGGAAUCACUCCGAGAAGUGGAAUUAGCAAAACCUCUUCUUCACAUUCUACAGAUUCUUGGUUCAACCGAAUCUGAACUAGUGAAACACUCGUUAGGAUUCAUUGGCAAUGUUGCAUCUUCGAAUCGAACCGGUAUAAUAAAUCCGAAUAAGGAGUUUUUGGUGAGAAACCAAGGUCUUGAAAGUCUUGUGAAUGUGCUCAAAUAUCACUUGUGUUCAUCGGAUAACGUUCUGCGUUCGGUCGAGUAUGAAAUCAUUGAGAAUGCCAUCUUUGCACUCAAAAAUCUGACUGCCAAUUUUGUGAGUCUCGAACGAACGAGCAGUGUAAGGAAGCAGUUCGCUGAUAUCGAAGGUGCGCUCAUGACAAUACUCGACCAUUUAUAUGCAACUCAAUUGCUCUAUCAACCGAGGAUGAAUCGAUUACAGUUCCAAAUUUUUGAUAUUCAAAUCGAUAAUCGACUCGACCUGUUAUUGAUAUUACAACGUCUUGUUGACGCCGGUUUAACGGGUCGAUUGCUCAAAGCAAGCACAUCAACGGGUAUCAAUUGUACUGAAACGUUUAUCAAUGUGAUUUUACAAGCCGCCGAUGUUAAGGAACGAUGUACAUUCGAACAACAAAAGGCGAAACUUUCGAACACAAUCGAACAAUCUCUGAACAUAAUUCGUCGUCUCGGUGAUCAUCCCAAAUUUCCGCAACAAAUGCGACCGUUAAUUGGGUUCAUUGAUAUUGUUGUGCAUGAGCCAUCUAUUCGUGAUCAAUUCUAUCAGGAUUCGGUAUUCAUGGACAUCAUUCGAUUCUACUUAGCACAUAAACAGCCCGAAUUUUCUGAUCUCGCUCGCACAAUAAUAUCAAAAAUUGAAGAAUGUGAUGUAAGCAUGCAGUUGGCAGAAGUUCUCGACGAGCAUUACAUGAGCUAG